CGGGUCUAACCCCUUGGAACGUCGUGACAGGAGAGCGGAAAGAGGAGGAGGAGAGCGGUGCUAUUGAGUUGUAAGGGGAGGUUUGGGCUAGAGAGGUAACGGAGCUUUUACUCUUUCUUCCGGAGGAACGAGGCGGGUCGGGGGAGGUCAGAGGUCGGAGGUUGCCGAGGGAAGAUGGUGGCGCGCGAGCAGCUCCGCGUGGUUCGCUGCGGCGGCAGUUGGCUGAGCGGGAGCCGCGCGGUCUUUUCGGCCGAUUCGAAGUGAGUGGCGCUGAGGGGAUCAGUGGGGGCUUUUCAGGAAUGCGAACCGCUUAAGCCGCGGGGCUGCGGCGUCAGCCCCGUUGAACGCGGCUGAAUUUACUCCCGAGUAAGACUCGCGUCUAGACUCCACAUCAUUAGUAUUAUUCAGACACGUGCUCAGACUCCACAUUAUUAUCAUUAAUUAUUAAGACGCGCGCCGAGACUAUUAUUAUUAUUAUUUAUUAAGACAUGCUCUGAGACUACUAUUAUUAAUUUUUUAUUAUUUUUAUUAAGACACACCCCAAGACUCUAUUAUUGUUCUUUAUUAUUAAGACACACGCUGAGACACUUUAUUAUUAUUAUUUAUAAGACACACGAUGAGACUCAUUAUCUUUAUUGUUGUUGUAAUAAUAAUUACUAUUGGGAUGCAGGUGGCGCUGUGGGUUAAACCACAGAGCGUAGGACUUGCUGAUCAGAAGGUCGGCGGUUCAAAUCCCCGCGACGGAGUGAGCUCCCGUUGUUCGGUCCCUGCUCCUGCCCACCUACCAGUUCGAAAGCGCAUCAAAGUGCAAGUAGAUAAAUAGGUAUCGCUCCGGUGGGAAGGUAAACGGCGUUUCGGUGCGCUGCUCUGGUUCGCCAGAAGCGGCUUAGUCAUGCUGGCCACAUGACCCGGAAGCUGUACGCCGGCUCCCUCGGCCAGUAAAGCGAGAUGAGUGACGCAACCCCAGAGUCGGUCAUGACUGGACCUUAUGGUCAGGGGUUCCUUUACCUUUAUAAGACAAGCGAUGCAACUCAUUAUCUUUAUUGUUGUUGUGAUAAUAAUUAAUAUGAUAUAAUUGCUACAAUUAAUAGUAUACCGCCGUGUUCCAGAAAGUCGCAGGGCGGUUACAACAUAAAAUCACCAACAUAGAAACGCAAAAUACAUAACAAAAAUAAAAACAACCCACUAACACACACACCCGUCGUGUUUUGUGGGUUUUUCUACAUAAGGCUGAGUGGGCUGUAGGAUCACACACAGUCUGAGGUGCACUGUUUAGGUUGGUUUUGUUCCAAUCUUUUCCCUUUUUAAUUUCCUAAAAAUUAUGGUUUCAAACAACAACGACUACCACAAUUAAAAAAAGAAAAGGAUGCCCAGAAAAAUUUACUGCCAUGUUCUAAGAUACACAAAAGUUAAAACACUAAAGCAGGUUUAAGAUGACCCCAGCUGUCAACCGGAACAAGAAUAUUUUUAGCGGGCACCGGAAUGAGUACAGCAAAGGCGCCUGUUUGCGCUCAACAGGCAGGGAGUUUCAAAGCGCAGGCACUGCUACACUAAACUAUCAAAAUAUAAUUGCAAAUCCAGAACGGGCAUUCUGUGGCAACUGUGGUGGUGCUGAUUCUGCCGAUUAAAUGUAGGGAUAGGUAUGUUCUGUUAAAACUGAAUUUUUCUUCAUGGGGAUUUCUGCCCCAGUAUCGGCAAGCUUUUAAGAUCUUUAUAACAGUGAAAGUAAUGAAUGAGGAGAGGAGUGUUACACUAGAUCAGCAUAAGAAAUUGUCUUAUACCCAGGCCUUCUGCUCUACCACUGAGCCCAUACCUUUUUCCCCUUAGAGUUUUGAAAAGCGCAUAUAUUAUGUGGUACAAACAAUCCAGAGAAAAAGAGGCUUCUGAUAAACUGGCCUUUUUAACAGUCCUUAGACUUCCUGGAACUAUGACAAAAAUGUGUUUAAACCACAUGGUAAUAAAUGCAACACAGUUCAUUCUCCAGUUAUCUUUUGCUUCCAUUCCCUCUUGUCAACAUGUUUCAUCCCUGUCCCAAUCAAAAAAUUGAUCUGUAAACUCCUUUUAUUCUACUCUUAGCACCGUGUAUAUUAAUGCCAAUAUGUUUAAAAAGCGUGUUUUGGUCUAUUGCUAUCAUUUGGAGAAACAAAAUACAAAAAUAUUUAUAUAAUUUUUAAACAGUUAUAUUUCACUUUUCUGUCUCCAUAUUAGGCACGCAUGGCAGCUUGUGUUUAGUAUUUAAAUGCCAUUACACGUGGCAUUUAAAUACUACAUGACCUGGUUCACGUGUAUCAUUAAGAUAAACCAGUGGUUAAAAUGCACUUGCAGGAAUCAUGGCCACAUCGCUUCUUUCCCCCAGUUGUCCUGCUCUGCACCAAACUCAGCUUUGGUUUGGUAUAGCCAAGGUUUGUUCAGCUUACCAUGUACGGUUUGUCUGGAGGUGACAAGCUACGGUCCCAUGACUUCAGUUGCUAACUCCCACCCAAAAUUAGCUCCAGAUAGCAUGGCAGUAGGAGAACUGGAAGAAGAGUAAAACAGCUACAAUUUUUACUGAGAGUACUUGCAUAUCCGUACAUUCAUGGUUUGGUAUUGUAUGCAUUAGAUAGGAACUGGACCAUACUGAAAAAUAGUCUGAUUUUCCUGUACCUUUGGCAGUUGGGAAUUGGUCUUUUACAUGUAAUGCUGGAUGUGAAAAUGGACAAAUAUUAUCUAAUAUGCUUCUAGAAUUUUCCAAGUUAGCCUAUGUUGUUUCUGUCAAGUACUAUAAAUGCCUUUUAAUUGAUUUCUGGCUUUGAUUUCAUUGUUUAUAGAUACCUUUUGUGUGCUUCUGGUGACUAUGUGAAAGUCUACAGUACAGCUACAGAAGAAUGUCUGCAUGUUCUCCAAGGUCACAGCAACAUAGUGACAGGAGUCCAGUUGAAUCCCCGAAACCAUCUACAGGUUGUUAAAAUUUUAGCAAUGCUAGUCCUAUCUUAGAGCCAAACUACAAGCAGCAUAUGUAAUGUAAUUGUCAUUAAGUGCAAACUUUCCCCCGCCUCCUUGUUUGGAGAGGGGCAAUUUGGAUUAGAGGGCCUGAGACAGCAAUAUACAAGAGGGAAAGGAAGCUCCCACUGGAGCCUCUUUUUUCACUGCAAAAUUUCAGAACCACAUAGGGACCAUAGCAGAGGGCAAAGGAUUUAAGUUCCCUCCCCACAUAUGCCAGGGUCCUAAUCAACAUCAGGGCACCAACACUCACAUUUAUGAAAGAAAAUUGGCACUCAAGGGAAAACUGGGAUAAAUAUCCUAGGUAAUUUUGCUGGUGCUUAACGGUGACCUGCCCUAUAAUCUUUGAAUGAAGGGCAGCAUAGAAAUUUGAUAUAUUGUUGCUGUUGUUGUUGUUGUGAUAUGUUGUUGUUGUAAUCCCAGGCCAAAUCCAUGAUUAUGGCCAGGUAUGAGUAUAGCUCAAAUGGAGCAAAUUAUACCUAUUCUGCAAAAGUUUCUUAUCAAUUCCUGGCCCAGUUGAAAAUGCUGGUGGAAAACCUAUAAAACCCUGCCUGGGCCAAGGUCUCCAUAACUUAGAUAACAUUUUUCUCUCACCCUCAUGUGCAGAUCUAUAAUGGAGAUGCUGCUUCAUAUCUUGUCCUUUAUGGACAUAAGAAUUUGAAAGGACUCAAGGCUGCAUCUUCCUUAUGUGACAGACACAACUAGUGGAACAGUCUGCUCAGUGAUGUGACUAGCUACAUCUCUGCUGGUAUUCUGGUUUCUCAUAGAAUACAUUUCUUCCCUUUUAAGAGCGGUCGGCGCUAGGACAUACUUAUUUGGACUUACGUCGCAGUCGUUUUGUCAGCAUCAUAGUUGAUUUUGAUUAUCAUCCCAUCUCUGGGCUGUUUUUCUCGUACAUGUGCUUGUGUGUUAUAUCUUCAGCAGAGAACAUGUGCAGUUUUAAUUAAAUAAGUAGUAAGAGCUUUUUUCAAAGUUGUUAGAACCACUUCACAUUUUGUUAGCAUUUUUGUCAUACACGGGGAGUAAUCAGCACUGCUAAGAAUCAAAAUGCUUUGUAGAUAAACCAGAAUAGGACCUUACAAAUCAUUUUAAUAUGUCUUUUUUCUCCACCAGCUCUAUUCCUGGUCUCUAGAUGGCACUAUUAAACUCUGGGAUUUUAUGGAUGGCAUUCUCAUCAAGGUUUGUUAUGUUUUCUUUGCAUCUGUUCUUUCUCCAUAGCAGCCCAUGGGCUUCUCAUUAGAUUAAUGAAAUGGUAUGUAUUGGAGUGAAUAAAACAAAUCUCUGUGAUUCGUGAGUAAAUGCUCUGUUUACAGACCUGGAUAUGCUUUGCCACUGCUAUGCAAACUGUACUGUGGCAUCUUGGUUGAUACGAGUCAUCACUAACUGCAUCUACAGUGGAAUCCUCAAUAUAGCUACUCAAAACUAAGACUGUUAAGUUGAGCAGGACUUAUUCCCAGCCAAGUGUGUAUAGGAUUGCAAUGGAGUAGGGGAGCCAAUGGGCUCUUUUCAGCAUACGAGUGUCUAGCUUCAAAGACUAAUAAGCAGGAUCUCUUAUCUUCUUACCUACGAAGGCUUAGAAUGGACAGUGUUUUCUGUUGAUGAUUCAUGACUGAGAUGAGCUGCAUUAGAGAUGGGGAACCUGUGGUCAUCAGGAAGAUGAUUUACUACAACUUCCAUCAUCCCAUGCUGACAGGACUGAUGGGAGCUGCGGUCCAAAAACGUGUGGAGUGCCACAGGUUCUCCAUCCCUGAACUGUAUGCACAACUUUAUUGAUAAUUGUGCCUAAUUAAAAACCCAUUCCACACCUUCUAACUAGCAGGGUUGUAUAAACUUGCAUGGGUUUUCAGCUUAGUUUUUAGAUGAGACUAAAGAGAUUGAUUUUGUGUAUGUGUGUGUUUUCUCUUACAGACAUUGGUUGUUGGGUUCAAACUCUUUGCAUUCUAUGCACUUGCGGGAUCUGAGAAUUCGGUGUUUGUUAUCAUCUCAAAAGAUAAUGAUGAAAGAUCAGGUAUGUCAUAAUUGGUGCUCUUGUAAUUUUGUUACAUCUUGUUUUUUAUGAUUGUUGUUAACAUGAGGACUGCGAGCCUUUUUGCGGGUUUUAUUGUUAAGUAGAAAGGCAGGAUAAAGAAAUUCUUUUCCCCUUUUGUUGCUGUUUUUUCUUUCCCUUGGGGGGAAAAGUGGGGUACAUAUGAGCUUCGUCACAUCUUAGGGAUUGGUUAUUUAUUAUAGACUAUUAGUAUAGACCAUAUCAAAAGUGAACAAAAUAAAAUACAUGUAAACUCCACAUAAAAGUACACGUGAGUUCAAUGCUGAACAUAAAAGUAUACCUAAAAUAGAAUUUUGUAUGUGAUGGGGGAUGGGGUAGGAUCCCUAUAAGGAAUAAAUUCCCAGAGAGGAAAUUUAUGUAUCACUUAAGUUUAAGUCCCCUAAUGGUAUACCAGCUGCAGUAGUGGAAAGGUUUGCGCAAGAGAAGGCAUAGGAAGCCAGCAUGGUUCUAAUGUUUGGUUGCAGCUCCAAUACCUGUUGCACAACAGACUUCCGCUAGCGCAAUGGUUGCGCUGUAUUUUAUAUUGUGCAACCAUAAUUCUUGCCCUUACACUAGCACAACACCCCUUAGGCUGGCAGAGAAUGCUGAAUCCGGUCCCCUGUUUGUUUUGAAUGCUCCUGCUAUAGCAGGGUGGUCCGCCUUUAAUGGCAGUCAUCAGCAACAAUCAAGAGAUAACAUCUUAAAACCUUUUUUAAAAAGUGUGUCAUAUUUUGCUAACAAAAGCACAUGCAUCUGUUUGCGUAUUAAAUUUGUGUAGCAAUUAGAUCUAUUAAUUGUGUGUUUAAUUAAAUAUAUUUAAUUAAUAUAUUAAUUACAUAUAUUUAAUUACAUAUAUUGUGUAUAUUAAAUAAUAUUAAAUGCAUUGUGAACACUUCAAUUUACCAUAUGGAAAUUUAGUUCAGUGUGUGGCAGCACUCCUGCAUCCCACUUGGUAUGAAAAGUUGGACCGCCCUGUGCUGUAGGACAGCAGAGGAGUAGAAAUAGGUUUCUUGAUUUGUGAAAAAGAUGCUAAGCAGACUUCUUAAAACACUAUGUUGUUUUGGAUUUGAACAUUUAUGGAGCGUGGAGGCAUAGAUGUCAUAUAUGCUGCUCAGAACUUGAAGCCCAGUCCCAUGAACUGCUUUUUCUGGCUGGUAAGCAUUUAUGGUUAGGGUGAUAUCCAGUGACUGCUAUAUCAGCACUAUCUGUGGUAUGCUGACACAGGAAAGCCUAAUCAGUGCAGAAUAGGUGGGGUGGGACUACACAGCUCAGAAUCUGCAUGCAACAGCUUUGCGAAUAGGGGACAAGGUGCACUGUUACCGUGAGUGCAAAUCCCACCCCCGAAUUAGUGGGAUUACAGAUUUAUUCCAGUUCACUGCCUAGCACGGGAAGAAUGCUUUAGGUGUUUUAGUAUAAGCUGCUGUAUCACAAACAGGUAUUUAGGUGUUUUAGUAUAAGCUGCUGUAUCACAAACAGGUAUUUUAUUUAGAGGAUCGAUGAACAGGAUCGCAGAUUAAAAGAACUAAUGGUAGGAAUGGCUCGCCCCAAUGCAUUUAAUGCUCCUCAUCUUAGUGUGGCAGUCAUGCUUAAAAUGAAACACUGUGCUCAUCAGCUUUUGCCAACCUGCUGGAGGGCAUCAGGUUGAGGAGAUAUACAUUGCCAUAAUUUUGUCUGUAACUAUAAAAGUUUGCACAGUGCGUGUUAAUUUCUGCCGAGCAUUGUGGGGGGAAAUAUUAUUUAACCAUAGAAUUGUAGAGUUGGAAGGAACCAGGAUCAUAUUGUCCAACCCUCUACAAUGCAGGAAUCCUUUGCCCAACGUGGGGCUUGAACCCACAACCCUGAGAUUCAGAGUCUCAUGAUCUACCGACUGAGCUAUCCCAGAGUUUCAUAAGGCAUGUUGCUGCAUUGGCUAGGAAUCAAAUCUAGGCCUCCCACAUGGCAGGCAAGAAUUAUGCCACUGAACCACAAAUGCUGCUAUAAUUCACAGUACACUUAGUCUUUGUGUAGGCUUGUUAGGAGAAUAAACUGAGGCAGCAUUGUUGAUGUCGCUUUGAGUUCUGGGGACGACAACCAGGUGCAUAUAUGAUAAAUAAAGGCCAUACAACAAAAUACAGUCAUACCUCAGGUUACAGACGCUUCGGGUUGCGUACCACGCCGAACCCGGAAGUACUGGAACGGGUUACUUCCGGGUUUCGGCGCAUGCGCAGAAGCGCUAAAUCACAACCCACGUGUGCACAGACACGGCGCUGCGGUUUGCGAAUGUGCUUCCCGCACAGAUCACGUUCGCAACCCGAGCGUCCACUGUAGCCUAAUUGCACUCAUGCUAAUGAAUGAGAUAAAAGUUAGGUGUCAUCAAAAAUUAUUAUUAUUUCAUCUAUAUGAGAAUAAUUGGUUUAAAACUUAAAUAAAUUUUGUUUCCAUCAGGUCCAUUUCAGCUAGCUUCACUGAAAAUCCCCAAAACACCGGGUCAGGAAGUAGAAGCCAGUGAGCUGGAAUUGAUUUUGGAUGGUGUAAGCCAGUCACCCAAAUGUACAGCGCUUGGAAGAGAAGUAUAUACCUUUUCUUUCUUUCUUUCUUUCUUUCUUUCUUUCUUUCUUUCUUUCUUUCUUUCUGUAUAUCAUAUUAGAGGUCUGCAUGCACAAACUUGAUGUCAAAUCAUCCUUCUUUACUUCCUCAGCUCUUGGAGCAUGCACCCUCUUCUUAGCCUGUUCUCCGACCACAGCCUUACUCAUUGCAUUCCUAGCCUCUUUGCCUUGGCUGCCCACUGUAAAAUCUCAGAAAUUUUGCCAAUCCAAUGCAGAGGCCCUUCCGCUUUCUCUGCUUUUCCAUGAAAUGUGGACAGAGUAGUCAGUCACUGCCAGGACGGCUUUCUAACUACCAUAAAAUCCUUUACCGCAUUACAGCGUAGGUGUUCUGCUGUAACUGUCAUAUUCUGUACAGUUGGGAAGAAAUUCCUCUCUAAAACUUCCUUAUUUGUGACCCUGGACACAAAAUACCUGUAUUUCUCUCUGCCUUAAGGGGGUAUCCAAAGAGCUACCUUUUUAUCUGUUACCUGUUGUGUUCUCAAAGGAAUUUAUCACUUUUAUAUGUGGUCUGCUUUUCAGGCUGUUUUGGAAACACUUCCUGUUCCAAAAACAGGUUAACAAAAGGCAGUGGGGUGUAUGGCAUGUUUUUGUAAAACGCAAGCCCAAAACUCCUUUGGGUACACGCCUAUGUCUUAGGAUACCAAGAACCACAUGGCCAGUUCUGUGGAGCCAAAGGAGCUUCAACCUUCUGGUUUGCCGCCAGCAGCUAGGCUGACUACACCCGUGUUCAGCAUCUUUGCUAUGUUUCUUUAAACUCCGCUUUCGAUCCAGAUCUCAGGGCACCUGAAUUAGCCAUCAUUUCUCUUGAGAUCACUCUGGGUAAAAGCCAUGGAGGAAAUGUCUGAAUUUGAUUUAGAAGGGAAAAAGCACUGGUUGCAAAUAUACCAUUGUGCUGCUUUAGCUGACUUGCAUAGCAGUUGUCUGUCUCCUGCAGUUUGCCCAUCACAUGUUCUAAUUUUUUUUUUAUCAUACAUUUUAAUCCACUUGGACUCUGGUAUGUACUAAACUAUAUUUUGUUUAUAACAGGGUGAAUAUGUGGUAUCUGCUUGCGGCGGUCACCUCGUCGUCUGUUUCUUCAGGAAGAAGAAGCUUUACAGGUGAGGGCAGACAACUCCAGCUAGUAAUUGCUUUGCUGCUUUGAAUAUGCAUCUGUUGCUUCUGAACUGGCCAGGAAUUUGCUGUUCCUUACAGAAGUGUCCGUAGCCCUGAUAACACUUAUGCUUAUUAAUGAAGAAAAGAAAAGAAAAACCCACAUGGUGAUAUCCAAACUGUAGUUGGAGUAGACCAAUUGAAAUCAAUGUGUUUAAUUCUAUUGACUUUAGGGGAUUUAUUCUGAAUAUGACUUAGCUGGAUAUCUCCCAGCUAUUAAUAUCUUUGGAGAAGGAAAGGCUAAAGAGGAAAAGGUGAAAGUAAACCGCUUCUGGUGCAACAGGACAGCAGGACGAGUGCCAGAGUGCAAGGAAAUGCCAUUUAUCUUCCCACCGCAGUGGUACCUAUUUAUAUACUUGCACUGGUAUGCUUUCGAACUGCUAGGCUGGCAAAGCAACGGGAGCUCACCCCGUCGUGCAGACUCAAACUACCAACCUUCUGAUCGGCAAGCCCAAGAGGUUCAGUGGUUUAGACAACAGUGCCCCCGCUCCUUUUAUCUGCUAAGGAGUAAACCCUAUACAAAUGUGGAGUGGAAUUUCCUAAGUGGAUGGUGCCUUUGUGCCUCCUUCUGGCAUCUCCUGCAGCCAAACUGGUGCCAAACAUAUUGCUCUGCUUUCCUUUGGACCACAGCGAGGCUGGGGGGGGGGGGGUCUUGUCGUCUGGGCAGUCCAGGAUCUCCAUACACACUAUCCAGGUUUGACUUCACACACACACACACACACACACACACACACACACACCCAGCGCACUCCAUUGUCUCUUGAGACAAAUGAAUGCCAACAACAACAAAAUGAACCAGUGAUAGUACUGUAAAUCCCAUAGGAUAAGGCUUGGAGGAGCAAUAGAAGCUGCCUUCUAUAUAAUCAUUUAAUACGUCCAGACCGGAUUCUCUCCCAGCCGUAGCUGGAGGUCUUGGAACUUUCUGCAUACAGAGUAUGUGCUGUCCUGCCUGUACCUUGUAGGGACGCAGGUGGUGCUGUUGUCUAAACCACUGAGCCUCUUGGGCUUGCUGAUCAAAAGGUCAUCGGUUCGAAUCCCCAUGAUGGAGUGAGCUCCUGUUGCUCUGUCCCAGCUCCUGCCAACCUAGUAAUAAUAACAAUUUAUUAUAUGUACCCCAUCCAUCUGGCUGGGUUUCCCCAGCCACUCUGGGUGGCUUCCAACAAAGUUUAAAAAUACAUUAAAAUGUCACACAUUAAAAACUUCCCUAAACAAGGCUGCCUUCAGAUGUCUUCUAAAUGUCAGGUAGUUGUUUAUCUCUUUGACAUCUGGUGGGAGGGCAUUCCACAGGGCGGGCGCCACUACCGAGAAGGCCCUCUGUCUGGUUCCCUGUAGCUUUGCUUCUCGCAGUGAGGGAACCACCAGAAGGCCCUCAGGGCUAGACCUCAGUGUUCGGGCUGAACAAUGGGGGAGGAGACGCUCCUUCAGGUAUACUGGGCCAAGGCUGUUUAGGGCUUUAAAGGUCAACACCAACACUCUGAAUUGUGCUUGGAAACAUACUGGGAGCCAAUGUCGGUCUUUCAGAACCGGUGUUAUAUGGUCUCGGUGGCCGUCACCAGUCUAGCUGCCGCAUUCUGGAUUAGUUGUAGUUUCUAGGUCACCUUCAAAGGUAGCCCCACGUAGAGGGCAUUGCAGUAGUCCAAGCAGGCGAUAACUAGAGCAUGCAAAACUGUGGUUAGACAGUCUGCGGGCAGGUCGGGUCUCAGCCUGCGUAGCAGAUGGAGCUGGUAGACCGCUGCCCUGGAUACAGAAUUGACCUGCACUUCCAUGGACAGCUGUGAGUCCAAAAUGACUCCCAGGCUCCACACCUGGUCCUUCAGGGGCACAGUUACCCCAUUCAGGACCCGGGAGUCCUCCACACCAGCCUGCCCCCUGUCCCCAAGAACAGUACUUCUGUCUUGUCAGGAUUCACCCUCAAUCCAUUAGCCGCCAUCCGUUCUCCAGCUGCCUCCAGGCACUCACACAAGACAUUCACUGGUUCUGAUUUAAAAGAGAGGUAGAGCUGGGUAUCAUCCACUUAUUGAUGAACACCCAGUCCAAACCCCCUGAUGAUCUCUCCCAGCGGCUUCAUCUAGAUGUUAAAAAGCAUGGGGGAGAGGACAGAACCCUGAGGCAUCCCACAAGUGAGGGCCCAGGGAUCUGAACACUCAUCCCCCACCACCGCUUUCUGGACACGGCCCAAGAGGAAGGAGCGGAACCACUGUAUAACAGUGCUCCCAGCUCCUAUAGACAGUCCAGAAGGAUGUUAUGGUCUAUUGUAACAAAAGCUGCUGAGAGAUCCAACAGAACCAGGAAACAGCUCUCACCUUUGUCCCUAGCCCGCCAGAGAUCAUCAACCUAGCAGUUCGAAAGCACGCCAGUGCAAGUAGAUAAAUAGGUACUGCUGCGGCGGGAAGGUGAACGGCGUUUCCAUGUGCUCUGGCUUCCGUCACGGUGUCCCAUUGUGCCAGAAGCAGUUUAGUCCUGCUGGCUCCAUGACCCGGAAAGCUGUCUGUGGAGAAAGCUGGCUCCCUCAGCCUGAAAAGUGAGAUGAGCACCGCAACCCCAUAGUUUCCUUUGACUGUCCAGGGGUCCUUUACCUUUACCUUUACUUUGUCAGAGUGAGCACAAUGGAAAGGAAAACUGCUGAAGUUAUACAGAAAGAGCAUGUGUUCUUCUUGCAUGUUCCUAGUGGCAGAUACUACUGCAUCAGAAAUGCUUCGGGGGGGGGGGGAGAUUUAUGCGAUGGUUGCUAGUACAUCCCAGAAAUGGAAAGGUAUUCCCCAUCCACCUUCCUUGCACUGUUGAGCAGCCAGGGAUUAGUUGACAUUUCUUUCAGCUCAGUCCAGCCAAGCUAACUUAAAGCCAUGACUCCUGUUUUUGAAGCUUUUCUGUAGAUGGGAAAUCCAGAAUAAGCGACUUCUUCACCUGCGUAGCCUGCCACCCAACGGAAGAUUGCAUAGCAAGCGGACACAGCGAUGGCAAAAUCCGGCUGUGGUGAGACAGCUGCUAUUGGCAGUGGUUUUCUGAUCAGCAUGCAUAUCCUGCCUUGCUGUAAUCUUGCAGUGCAAGUCUGCAGUGCAAAGGCACAGUUUUGGCCUCUCCUCCCUGCCAAAGCUUGCGAUAAAAUGAGCCUCUGAUUCCAGCAGAGAAAGCUUCUGUCUUAGAAGGUGUUGAUUAUGGAGUGGUAAAGAUAUUCUUCACCUGGGGCAGCUGGAGGCAAAGGAGAAGAGGCCUGCUGUACAAUUGAAUAGUUGUUGGAAAUAUUUACUCUAAAUCUUCAUACUUGAAUAGUGGCAAGAGUGCAUAUCUAUAAGUGAGCAAGGGCUAUUUAUUUGUUACAUGUAUAGUCCAGUCUUCUUCCAAAGAACUCAAGAGUAGCUUACAUAUGGUUCCCGGGGCUUAGUUGCAGUAGUAGGGUUGCACCAUCUGCCUACAGACCAUUCUCAUGGUUAUUGGUAAAAGACCUGGUAUUGAGGCUUCUGGCCUUAAUCCAGUUUUAGUUGUCAGUGGGCAAGUAACCGAGGGAGAGGAUGGAUGCACCAUGUGUAUUGGAAUACACCUUGGGAUGUACAUCCCCCUGGAAAGGACUGCAAUGCAGGUGGACCACAUUUUAUUUGGGCUUUGAAUGCGCCAUCACCUUUAGGCUUGCAGUUUCCUCUCUGGUGAACAGUCCCCAUGUGAAAGCCUAUUGAUGCCAACAGAGCUCUUUAGCUGAAUCUCAGUGCCAUGUUUUUAUUCUGUAUGCAAAGCACAGGAGAAUAUAAUUAGAACCCAAGAAUUAUCAUAGGUUAGCCGUUUCCCAAGGUGCUUCAUGUAUCUCUUUGUGCACCAGUCCUCCUCCUCAAGAUCCCUGACUUGGAAAGUUUGCCCUAAAUUGAAUGGUUUUUUCCCCCGCACUAGGAGAAAUUUUAAUCACAAGAAUGACUACACGUACUCCACAAUGCACUGGCACCACGGUGAAGUUAUGGAUCUCGCUUUCACUGUUGAAGGUAACGUUACCCAAGCUAGGAACAUUUGCUGUUUCAAUUCUCUCACCUCUCCCAUCAGCUCACCAGUGGCCUUGAGCAAGUCACUUUUCUAGCAAUCUCUCCCCAUGCAAAUUCACCCAUCUGCAAUAUGAUAAUUCUGAAAUUCUACUCUCUUGUAUUUGAUUUCUGUUUUCUGUGCGUGGCUUUGAGAUCCUUUUGAAUAUGAAGCAAUUAAGAGAAUUUCUCAACAGAUUCCCGACAUUCUCUUCAGAAAACGCUUGUGAACUGCUCUUGAUAUUUGAAAUAUGCUAUAUAAAUGCACAAGGGACGCGGGUGGCGCUAUGGGUUAAACCACAGAGCCUAGGACUUUGCCGAUCAGAAGGUCGGUGGUUCGAAUCCCCGUGACGGGGUGAACCUAGCAGUUCAAAAGCACGUCAAAGUACAAGUAGAUAAAUAGGGACCGCUCCGGCAGGAAGGUAAACGGCGUUUCCGUGCACUGCUCUGGUUUGCCAGAAGCAGUUUGGUCCUGCUGGCCACAUGACCCAGAAGCUGUACGCCGGCUCCCUCGGCCAAUAAAGCGAGAUGAGCACCGCAACCCCAGAGUCGGUCACGACUGGACCUAAUGGUUAGGGGUCCUAUAUAAAUGCACAGCAGUGUCAAAGCAAAAGAGUUAGAUCUCCUCGAUGCAUCUUGCAAAAGUCUGGAAGUUUAGAGAUGGGAUUGUGGCAAAAGCAAUAGAGUUGUCUGUGUGUUGCGUAAAGACAGAUAUAACUAAUCUGGUGCCUUCAGCUCCAGCCACCAUGGCCAAUUUUGGGGGAUGAUUGGAGUUGUAGUCAUAUUGUGAGCACAGGGUUGGCUACCCCUGCAUAAAAGUGACAUUAAAAGCACUUUUAAUGUGAGCGUGCUUCGUUCCAUUCCCUUUGAGUUGUCAGGCAGAAGUAAACUGUUUCAGUUCUUCAACAAGCAGAGGAAGUAGGAACUUAAUCCUCUCGCAAAAUAGAACUAAAUAAAAAUUGUUUUUCUAUGUUGAAAGCUGUGAAGAUAAAAUCUUGUUGACCUCAGCAGGAACUUGCAAGUGACCCACCGCAGUGUUUAUUUUAUUCUUGGCUUCUCUCCGAAACAGGAAGCAGUUUGACCUGGCAAGUGGGAGGAUUUUGUUGUGUUGCAACAUAACUAUUUGCUUCAUAAACACAAUCCAGUUUCUCCUGAUCUUCUUGUUGCUGGGUUUUUUCAGUUCUUAUAGUCGGGCACACAAGAUCCCAGGCAGUCUGUGUCCACAUGUGCGUAUAUUUAUUUAUUACACUUGCAUUUGUGUCCGUAUGGCAAUUGUGCACCAAACUCAGUGCAUGCCUAUCUACUGGGAAGUAAAUCCCAUUGGGUUCACUGAGCCUUAAUCCCAGGUAUACGUGUAUAGGACUGCAGCCUUGGUCCUUUUCAGCAUCUAAACCUAGAUCAGGGUUGCACAACCUGUGACCUUCCAGAUGUUGUUGGACUACACCUCCCACCAUCCUCGAUCACUGGCUAUGCUGUCUGGGGCUGAUGGGAGUUGUAGUCCAGAAACAUCUGGAGGGCCGAAGAUUGUGCACCCCUAUCCUAGAUUAAUGUAUAUGGCAACAGGUAAUGAUGCCCUCCGAGACUGUAAUAUCCAUGGAGAGUAACCAGGUCUGUGGCAAGUCACAUUGCUCCAGUUGCACUGAGCAGUAUGCUGUGUGUGUGUGUGUGUGUGUGUGUGUGUGUAAAGUGUUACAUUUCUAAGGCACACACAUUUUGUUCGGUUUGAUAGGAACUAGCCUCCUGAGUGGCGGAAUCGAGUCUGUCCUAGUGCAGUGGCGAGGUGGGUCAGAUGCAAAGAAAGAAUUCUUGCCCCGGUUGGGAUCCACAAUAGAGCAUAUCUCCGUCUCUCCAGAUGGAGCCUUCGUUUGUACCUCGCAUGCAGAUAACAGUAAGUCCAAAUGGGGGAGAGAAACCUACCUCUUUAUAAUGUCAAACAACCGUGGCUGUUUGGGUUUUGAAAGGUGAUAACCUCCUUAAAUCAGUCAUUUAUAUCCAAGCAGCUCCAGCUUCAAAUUUCCAUGAGCACCUGAGCCAUGGAUUGGAAACCAGUGAUAGCCCUCUAGGUACUGUAGGACUACCAACUCCCAUCAGCCCCAGCGGUCAGGGAUGAUGGGAGUUGUAUUUCAACAGCAUCUGAAGCCACCCCCACCUCCCGGCCCUUUCCCUCCCUGCUUUGUGAUUGGCAUCUCUCCGUUUAUUCUAUAGGGCUUGUGGGGAGGGGAAGGGUUGCUGUCUCUGGAUUUAUAUUUUUCUCCCCUGUCGCUCCAUGAGGAUCUUCCUGCCUGCCUCAGUUAAGCCCAAACCCAACGAUGAACUGGCUUUCUUUCAGUGCCAGUUGUAUGCCCGGGGUUGGUACUGGUUUAAAAGACCCUUCAGCAGCUCUACAUAUGAAUGAACAAUGUUUACAACGGCGAGGCUGUGGUGCUCUCCCAACUGGAAAGUAGUUCCAGAGCUUGGGGGCCACUGCUGAAGAAGCUUGUUCGAGAAUAACUCCCAGCCCUAAUAGUUAAUGGGGCCUUUUCAGCCAGUCUGAAAAGAUUGGGGAAGUACUCAUGGGGGAAAGAGUUCUCUGUUCCCUAGCGAAACUGAUUAACAGGCUUACAAGAUCAGCACCAGAACUUUUGAUUUAGCACAGCAGCCAGGGAAGCAAAUCUAGGAUGGGUGUGGCAUGCUCCUUGUAUCUCACGCCAGGCUCAUUCUGAAGUAACUGAUUUCCAAUCCGUCUCAGCCCCUAGCAUUAGUUACUAGGGUGUGUUCAAACAUUUAAAAGUCCCUCCUUUCAAAGAAGGAAUGUUGUUGUUUAGUCGUGUCCAACUCUUCGUGACUCCAUGGGCCAGAGCACGCCAGGCACCUGUCUUCCACUGCCUCCUGCAGUUUGGUCAAACUCAUGUUAGUAGCCUUGAGAACACUAUCCAACCAUCUCGUCCUCUAUCGUCCCCUUCUCCUUGUGUCCUCAAUCUUUCCCAACGUCAGGGUCUUUUCCAGGGAGUUUUCUCUUCUCAUGAGGUGGCCAAAGUAUUGGAGCCUCAGCUUCAGGAUCUGUCCUUCCAGUGAGCACUCAGGGCUGAUUUCCUUCAGAAUAGAUAGGUUUGAUCUUCAUGCAGUCCGUGGGACUCUCAAGAGUCUCCUCCAGCACCAUAAUUCAAAAGCAUCAAUUCUUUGGCGAUCAGCCUUCUUUAUGGUCCAGCUCUCACUUCCAUACAUCACUACUGGGAAAGCCAUAGCUUUAACUAUAAGGACCUUUGUCGGCAAGGUGAUGUCUCUGCUUUUUAAGGAGGGAAUAUCAACUGGCAAAUCUAACUAAGGCUGACCAUAUGUGCUGUUGACCACCACAUCAGUCUUGGCCAUACCAAGUGGAGUUCUGCAUCCAGUAACGUCCCUGAGCUGCAAGCCAUAUCUGGCCAUUUGAAGUGCACCAUUUUUUUCUGAAUAAAACGUUUUAUGCCCAGGGAAGGCCAUCUGCCUCUAGAAGCUGUUGCAUGACAAGUUCCCCACUCCUGUUCUAUGGGCUGAUGCAGAUUCUGAAUCAUCAUUUGGUAAACAAUAGGCCUUUUAAUGCUCUGCCAGCUUUCAUUCUUAACCUUAUUAACUUUCUUUUAAAACUCCUGUAGAAAUAAUCAUCAUACACAGCAACUUGAAGGUCUCCACAGUCAUUCAAGGAUUGAGCAGAGGUAUGUUUGCUUCAGAGAGCUUAUUUAUAUACCUGCGUAUCUCCUUUUCUCCAAAGAAACUGCAUUCCAGCUCAAACCAUCUGUUUCCUUUCAGGCAGUGACGUCAAGGCUGGCUUGAUGGUUGACCCUCGAACUAAAGCUUUGGUUCUGAACGGCAAACCAGGCCACCUGCAGUUCUUUUCGCUGCAAAAUGACAAGCAGCUUUACAAUGUAAGUUAGGCCAGUGAUGAUCUAAUGGUAGCUCAGGACCCACUUGGUAUGUGUUAUCUGUGCUCUCGUCACAGUGGCAAAUAAGGCUGAGGUCUAGCAACAGUAGUUGUGGCUGCUGUUUGGGGUUGUUGGGUUUUUUUUAACAUUAACUGGACAUAUAAUUUCUGCAUAGAAACAAAAUACUACUAGGGCUGGGCGGUAUCUGGUUUUCAACAUCAUGAUAUAUCACCAGGUAAAUGUUGUGUACUGAUACAGUGGUAACUUGGUUCUCAAACUUAAUCCGUUCCAGAAGUCCGUUCCAAAACCAAAGCGUUCCAAAACCAAGGCGCACUUUCCCAUAGAAAGUAAUGCAAAACGGAUUGAUCCGUUCCAGACUUUUAAAAACAACCCCUAAAACAGCAGUUCAGCAUGAAUUUUACUAUCUAAGGAGAUAAAAUGAAAGCAGUAAACAAUGUACUGCAGUCACACACGCAAUCAAUCAGUAGCUGAACUGGGUUCCACACAGUCACAAAAACAAAAAAUAAGAGCUGCCUAAACAAAAAUGCAAAAUAAAUAGCAAAAACAGACAGACCCCAGCGUAGCACUCAAAACGGAAGUGUGGCACUCAAAUUGGAAGCAUAACACUCAAAACGGAACACAUUCGACCUCCCAAAAAAGUUUGCAAACUGGAACACUUACUUCCGGGUUUGCAGUGUUUGGGUUCCAAGUUGUUUGAGUACCAAAACAUUUGAGAACCAAGGUAUCACUGUAUAUCAUGAUGUCUGUAAUAAGGAUAGAGCUAUGUAGAGACAUUGGCUGGCUUCACGGUUUUUCCCACAUUGUUAUUUUUGCAUAGCAUGCGCACACACACACAUAUACGCGAUGUAUUGAUAUAUUGCCCAGCCCUAAAUACAACCCUGGCCCAGAUUGCUAGAGAACAAGUAGUGAACACAAGGUGUGGGCUGGCAGUGUUGCUGUAGGUAGGAUGAGGCUAAAGUAUUUCAAGAAAGGCUUUGCUGGAAGUAGUGGGGAAAGCAGCGCAACUCAGGGGUGGGAAGAAGCUUAUCAGAUGGCAUUGGGAUGAGAGUGGGUGAUGGGAAUAAAGAGGUACAAAGUGCAUAUGUGUUUCUUCUCCAGUAGCUGGCUUCACAGUGUUGGUGUUGACCUUUAAAGCCCUAUACGGCCUCUGCCCAGUAUACCUGAAGGAGCGUCUCCUCCCCCAUCGUUCUGCCCAGACACUGAGGUCCAGCUCCAAGGGCCUUCUGACGGUUCCCUCCCUGCGAGAAGCGAGGUUACAGGGAACCAGGCAGAGGGCCUUCUCGGUAGUGGCGCCCGCCCUGUGGAACACCCUCCCAUCAGAUGUCAAGGAAAUAAACAACUAUCUGACUUUUACAAGACAUCUGAAGGCAGCCCUGUUUACAGAAGUUUUUAAUGUUUGAUCUUUUAUUGUGCUUUUAAUAUUCUUUUGGAAGUUGCCCAGAGUGGCUGGGGAGGACCGGCCAGAUGGGCGGGGUAUAACUAAUUAAUUUAUUGUUAUUAUUAUUGUUGGGGACGCGGGUGGCACUGUGGGUAAAACCUCAGUGCCUAGGACUUGCCGAUCGUAUGGUCGGCAGUUUGAAUCCCCGCGGCGGGGUGAGCUCCCGUCAUUCGGUCCCUGCUCCUGCCCACCUAGCAGUUCGAAAGCACCCCUAAAGUGCAAGUGGAUAAAUAGGUACCGCUUUAUAGCGGGGAGGUAAAUGGUGUUUCCAUGCGCUGCGCUGGUGCUGGCUCGCCAGAGCAGCUUCGUCACGCUGGCCACGUGACCCGGAAGUGUCUUCAGACAGCGCUGGCUCCCGGCCUCUUAAGCAAGAUGGGCGCGCAACCCCAGAGUCGGUCACGACUGGCCCGUACGGGCAGGGGUACCUUUACCUUUACCUUUAUUAUUAUUAUUGUUAUUAUUGUUGUUAUUAUUCAUUGACUGACUGACCUUCCAAAUGUGCAUGAGCCCAUAAACCUACUUCAUCUCUUCUUUCAAAAAAUUGCAGUUGGAUAUUGUGCAGCAGGAGUAUAUUCAUGAACACGGGCUGAACCAGAUUGAGUUAGUGAAGGCUGCUUUUGAUUCCGAAGGCAACUGGCUGGCUACUGUAGAACAGCGGCAAGGAAGCAGCAGUGAUCUUGAAAUGUACAUGAAACUCUGGGCUUACGACGAGCAAAAGCAAAGGUACUCAUGCUUGCAUUGUCUAGCAAGUUGGCAGAAAACCGGUUGUUUCAGAUAAUGUAGAUUUGUCAGUCUCAAGUGUUUUCAUUGCCCACACUUGCUGCCCCCAUUAAACCUGUGACAAGAUGGGACUUGAGGUAUGAGCAUCAAAGGGAGCAUGCAUGUGCAGUUGUUGCGCGUCAUUACUUUGUCCAUGCACAUGUGCGCACACAGAUCCCCCCAGCAUGUGCCCUAGUGGCAUGGCUGCUCCUGUUCUGUGGCCGCUGUCAUGUUGGUCGGAACCUGUGUAACAGUAUCCACCAAGGCAGAUAUGUGCCUCUUACUAUGGAAACAGAAGCUCCUGCAGCUGAAUGGGACACAUCUGUGGGCAGCCUGAGGAAGUGGGCCUGCCCAUAAAAAAACAAGUCUGAAGUAAGAGACUAGGGCGAUCUCUGCUGUUUCCAAGAACUCUUCUCGUUGCGAGGCUUUUGGGGGUAAGCUGAGAGUUUGUUUGGACCCAGAGUGAGAACCCAGAGGCUAAGGGAGGGUGUGUCUCUCUCUCACACACACACACACAUGCAUUCAUUCAUACCUUGGAUCCCAAACACCUCGCAAGUUGAACAUUUUGGCUCCCAGACACUGCAAACCUGGAAGUGACUGUUUCGGUUUGCAAACUAUUUUUGGAAGUCUGACGGGGCUUCUGCGGCUUCCGAUUGGCUGCAGGAGCUUCCUGCAACCAAUCAGAAGCUGCGCUUUGGUUUCCGGACGUUUUGAAGGUGGAACGGACUUGCGGAACGGAUUCCGCUCAACUUGCAAGGUACGACUAUAUAUAUGUAACUUUGAAUCAAUUACCAUUUUAUAUGUAGCUCUGUACUGUCACAAUAUUUUAAACAAAAUUUUAAAAAUCCUUAAAGUAGCACCUUAGAGACCAACUAAGUUUCUUAUUGGUAUGAGCUUUCAUGUGCAUGCACACUUCUUCAGAUAAGUGUGCAUGCACAUGAAAGCUCAUACCAAUAACAAACUUAGUUGGUCUCUAAGGUGCUACUGGAAGGAAUUUUUUUAUUUUGUUUUGACUACGGCAGGCCAACACGGCUACCUACCUGUAACUACAAUAUUUUAUGUGUUGUUCAUUUUUUUGUACACUGCUUAGAGAUCCUUUUAUUAGCGUUAAGCGGUAUAGAAAUUAAAUAAUCAAGAUAUCAAAUUGAAUCCAGUCAGAUGAAAUGAAAAUGUAAAAAAAAAAAAAAUCUCCAUCCUUUUUAUUUUAUCUAUCUUAUUUUCUUAGGGAGGGUGGUUAUAAUGUCAAAGUAUAGUGCUUACGGUGAUCGCAAUCCGACAUAGAGUUAGGUGCCCUUAAGCACCGUGGCUUCAAGGAAUCUCUCUCCUUUCUUGCAGCUUUACUCUGAACACAAGAAUAACCAUGCCACAUGAGGAUUGUGUCACAGCUAUGUGUUUCCGUUGCACAGACGCAUCUGAAAAUAUAACCCCGACUUUGGUAACGGCUGGCAACGAUGGGCACUUCAAAGUCUGGAUGCUACUGGUUGACAAUGAUGGUGAAAGUGAGUAAAAGGAUGGUGGUGUAGCUGUAAAAUACUACAUUGUGCUUUUAUUCACCAUAGAGAGGGGGGAAAUCCUCUUCUCUCUGUUUACUGAUAAGGGCAGGGGACUUGAAACAAGGCAGAGCAACACUUUUAUCCUUCCGUAGAUUCACAUAGUGUGCUUCUGAUGCCUUUAGAUUGUUUUUGUUUCAUCCUCAGGUCAGAAACAAGAGGUUCCCACAGAAAACACAGGGCAAGUCUGGGAUUGUUUUCUUUUUGGUUAAUAAAUUGUUUUUAUUAGUUUUCAAUUACAGUCCAAUAAUAGCCUAAUUGGACGCGGGUGGCGCUGUGGGUUAAACCACAGAGCCUAGGACUUGCCAAUCAGAAGGUCGGCGGUUCAAAUCCCCGCGACGGGGUGAGCUCCUGUUGCUCAGUCCCUGCUCCUGCCAACCUAGCAGUUCGAAAGCACUUCAAAGUGCAAGUAGAUAAAUAGGUACCACUCCGGCGGGAAACGGCGUUUCCGUGCGCUGCUCUGGUUCGCCAGAAGCGGCUUUGUCAUGCUGGCCACAUGACCCGGAAGCUGUACGCUGGCUCCCUCAGCCAAUAAAGCGAGAUGAGCGCCACAACCCCAGAGUCGGUCACAACUGAACCUAAUGGUCAGGGGUCCCCUUACCUUCAGUAGCCUCAUUAUAACAAUAUCAAUUUACAGGGAAUUGCUGGGUUUUACGGGGGGGGGUGGGUGUAAACUGAAAUCAAUGGAAAACUUAAGGAGCCAACUUAUGGAUUGGUUGCAAUAUCACCAGACACAAAUUAGAUAGAAAUAAUUGAUUUUUGGACCAAGCUCACAAAUAAAAAAAAAUUCUUACAACAUAAGGGUAAACUUCUGUCUAAAAUGUAUAAUUUUUAAUUAGAAUGGGAAACAAAAGACAAGCUUGUUAAAGCUUCAAUGACAUACUGGGCAAUAGAUAUAGGACACAACAUAGAUCUUAACCUCUGGGAGAAACUUUGGAAAAAAACGACCUGAAAUUUACUGCAUGUUAUUCAUUGAGAAAGAACUACUUGGAAAUGAUUCAUAGAUGGUAUUUAAGUCCGAGUAGGUUGGGUAAGAAUUAUAAGGCGGAAUCAGAUACAUGUUGGAAGUAUAAAUUGAACUAACUUUCAGAGGAGAGUUGCCGAAUCAUAAAUGUAGAGAAGAAAACUUUAAAUAAAGAAACUAUAGGCUCUCCCCCCCAAUCUUUUGCAUCAAGUGAAGUCUUAUCACAGAUUCAAACCUUAUAGUCCUUGCAGUUGGUUUGUUCCGCAGUUUGCGAUCUCAUCUCUUCUACCACACACCUGUACUUUCGUCAAAUUAAGCUCUAAUUAACAAGAGAACCUCUGCUUCUUAAUGGCGGCAUUGGAGGGUUUUCACCAGGCAAAGUGCUUUUCCACUCAGCGCCUCUCUGCCCCCCGCAUUCCAUGCCGGAGCGAGAGACAGGUACCGAGACGAACUGCAAGUGAAGCCCAUUCCUCCUAUCCCUGAGGGGGAGUUUGCAAGGAUGAUUUACCCUCGAUCAUCCUUUUUCCUUCACCUACAAUCUCCUGCCUGCAAUCUAUUAAGGCAGAGCGGAACCAGAAGCCAAGUCUGGGAUUGUUUUCAAACAAAAAGGCAUAUGUUCCUAUGCCUGGCAUUCAGCAAAAGACAUAUAGUACCCAUUUAAUGUGGUAUAUAGUGCCUCUUUAAUGUGGUACUGACGACUCCUACAACACAAGUCUGAAAUUGGCCUUGGACACAUCCCAGGAAAAACAGCUGAGGUGGUCACACACCUCAACUAUCCUUUUUCAAGAUUUAAGUACUUCCUUCUAAUCAAAACAGUGAGUCAUGUUUGUGCCAGGAAAAGCCUACACGUUUGUGAUCACUAUCCCAGAAUUGCUGUUGAAGUUGAUGUCAGCAGAAAUAUGCAAUUUAAAUAAGGUAAUGGCUUAUUUAAGGUUUGAUUAAAUGCUCAAGGAGCGCACACAGUUAGGUAUUAACUAAGUCCCCUCACCUGAUUCCAGGAUUUCUGCUUGCCCACAGGAAGUGUGGCACUGCUGUCUGGUGACAAUGGCAAAUCCCAGCCUCAAAAGCUUCAGCUAUGGGCACAGGUCAUCUCAGCAAUUGCACAACAAUCCCCAUACCCCAGGCAUAGGCAAACUCGGCCCUCCACAUGUUUUUUGGGACUACAACUCCCAUCAUCCCUGACCACUGGUCCUGUUAGCUAGGGAUGAUGGGAGUUGUAGUCCCAAAACAUCUGGAGGGCUGAGUUUGGGGAUGCCUGCCCUACCCUCUUCCCAGCUUCAGGGUUAGGAAGAAGGUGGGGAGUGUUGUGGCCACAGGACCAAACAGUCAAGUGUCCCCUGCCACUCCACUUCCUGCCCUAAGAAGGAAGACGUGGUGGAAGGCUGCUGUUCCAAUGCGGGGCCCAAUGUGUAAGCCCACCUCCCCUCAUGGAAAAGGCAAUGAAGGAUUCUUGGUCUUCUGCAGCCAAAGAGAGACCAGGAAACCUCCCUUUUUGACCGAAGGUCUGGAUCGCCUUGCCACAUGAUGCAUCUAAACUUUCAAUGGGUGAGACAAGUGAUCAUAGUUCUUGGCUUGGGUAGGUAAAGGGAAAGGGGCCCCUGACCAUUAGGUCCAGUCGUGACAGACUCUGGGGUUGCAGCGCUCAUCUUGCUUUAUUGGCCGAGGGAGCCGGCGUACAGCUGUCAUGUGGCCAGCAUGACUAAGCCGCUUCUGGCGAACCAGAGCAGCGCACGGAAACGCCAUUUAGCUUCCCGCCAGAGCGGUACCUAUUUAUCUACUUGCACUUUGACGUGCUUUUGAACUGCUAGGUUGGCAGGAGCAGGGACCGAGCAACAGGAGCUCACCCCGUCGCGGGGAUUCGAACUGCCGACCUUCUGAUCGGCAAGUCCUACGCUCUGGUUUAACCCACAGCGCCACCCACAUCCCCUUGGCUUGGGUACCAAAGCCAAAUGGAAAUUGUGGACCCCUGCCUUAAUAUUCUUACAUACUAUUUAUCAUGUUACUCAGUUUUAACACAUCUGUCCUGUUAUAAACGUGUGGGAUUUCUUUCUCUUUAACAGAUCAAAGCAUAACUUGGGCCUGCGACUUCGUAGGAAGCUAUCACAACUAUCAAGCUACAAAUUGCUGUUUCUCCGAAGAUGGCUCUUUGCUUGCAGUCAGCUUUGACAAAAUAGUCACUGUGUGGGACUCGGAACUGUGGGAUCUGAAAUGUACUUUCUGCCAUCUUCCUGGGACUAUACGGUAAGUAACCAUGUGCUCCUUUAAUUUAAAUCAGGUUUGUUUGUUUUUUUUAAAAAAAAGGUUCAUUGAAGAAUGUAAUGAAACUAACCUAAUAUUUCCCCAAAGUUUUAAAAGCAUUAAUCCUUAAUAUUUUCGUAUCAGAAACUUCUUUAUUGGGCCCUUCUGAGCUUUCACAAGAAUCAAUGGUUUUAAGGGAAAGAUCUUUAAAUAGCAACAAAGCUCUGUAACAAAACCAGCUUAUUUUUUACAUGUGUCCAGAAUAAUCUGCGCAGAACUAGAAAUUGCAUUGGGUGGGAAACAAACACCCAUCUUCCCUCCUGCAGCCACCAGCCUUCCCUCAAAUUUUGCCCCAGAUGGUCCUCAAUCCUCUGGAGCAGAUUAUUGGACUCAUGGAAGUUUAGGCCUUGAGUAGGAAGUGGCAGUUCUGUCAUGUGACAUUGGGUAUUGCCUACAGUUUGAUUUCAGCAAGACUGCGGAAUACCUUGCGCUUUUGGAAUUACCUUCUUGCAUGCUGCUUGCUUCCCCUGCCUAGUUUAUUUAUUGCAAAAGUUUCCUAAAGAAAUCUUGCCCUGCUUUUUUUAGCACCUGCCCACACCAGUAUUAUCUUAAGGGGGAUUACAACAGAACAGGUUUGCUAAGAAGCUGUAAGCUCUACAAUUAGCCGAGAAAUGCCUCUCUGUUUAUUUAGAGUAAACAUUUACCUGGUUGCAAGGGGGGGGGGAAUCUCCCUUGUUGGAAUUAGAGGGUCAUAAAAUAAGAGUCUGAGCGCAAACAAAAUUGCUCUUGAGAGCGAGAAGAAAGAGAAAGGUUGUGAGACUUCCGGGUUAGCGCCUCCGGCAAUGGCGGAAUUCCUCUGAUUGGGAGGAAUCUGCUCCGUGGAAAUCAGGGUCUGGCCGCGAAGGCGGAGACCCACUAAAAACCACAGGCGGGAGAAGCCUGUGGACGUGGGAUUCGGCUGGCACCUUUUGCGCCUCCCCUACUCGCGGGGAAACCCGGUUUCGGGGAUUCCGGAGCGACGUGGGGUGAGCGGCGCGGUGCUUCGAAUCGACUGCUUCCUUCACGGAGUGAAGCCGCAUUGCCGUUGCCGGAGAGCGCUGACUUUUUCCUGUGGACAAUUGGACUUUAAACAACUACCCGUGAGUAGAACGGAAAAUUGGAUCUUUAAACAUCUUAAUUCGGCACCGAAACAGGAAGGUUUCAAACAGGAAGUCCGCCUUCCUCUUUUGUAAAUAGAUUGAGCAAAGACGCUGCAAGCUAAAGUCUUGGAGAGCCUUUUGUAAAGGACUAAAUUUCCAUCAGUUAAAAUUAUCAAACCCCCCUUGGAAGCAGGAGAAGAGGGGGGAAAUUUUAGAUUGCCUAAGCCUGCAGGAGAGAGAGUGAAGAAAGACAAAUUACCACCGUUUUGAACCUGGGAACGGGCUGUCACUAAGAUUGACGUUUUGGGAAAGUUCAUUGACUGUGAACAAAAUGUACGUUGACAGAUAGUUAAAUAAGAGAAAGAUAUUGUUUCCAUUGUUUCCUUUUGCACUUAAAAAGGAGCAAAAAUAAUUGAAAGAUUGAAACUAACUUUGUUGCUGGAUCUGCGUUUAAAAGGACGGAUACAAAUAGAAAUUGUUUCCUCUAGAGGGAGCUUUUGAAACUGUUGCAGGAGUGGAGCUGGGGAAUUUUCCAGCUGCAGAGAUAAAAGACCGUGAGAAUUAGAGAUUGACCUUGGACAAGAAUGUCAACAGAAGAAGCCUUAGUGAUUGCAUUUUGCAAGAUAAGUGCUUUAUUGGAACAGCUUCAUGAGAAGAUGGAUGUGAUGACUAUUAAAAUUGAUAAUUUGGGACAAAAAAUGACUGAUUUGGGACAAGAAGUGAAUAUCCAUACAGAAACUACUCAGGAAUCGAUUCAGGAAUCUACUUCGACAUGGCAAGUUGUGGAGAAGACGAGGGAGAAAGUUGUUGUAGAACCUCAAGUAAUACAAGUGCAGAGAGCCCCAGUCUUAGAGAGACAAUUUGAUGAAUAUAAGCUGUUGCCUUCUAUGAUUGAAUUUAGAGAAAGCCAGUUGAAACACGUCCUGAAAUAUCUUUUGGACUCUAGUUUUGACUAUGGAGAAUGGGCUGACCUGACGAGAAGGAAUAAAGACAUUGUUAGGUUGGAGCUUCCCCGAGAUCUACUCCUCAGUGUCAAAGGAAGGAAAUUAAGAAUAAGAUCAGCAGAAGAUAAAGUAAAGUGCAUGUACAAAUAUGAAGAAGAUCUGCAGAAGGGACAUGGAAAAGAGUUAAUAGCCUCGGACAGAAGAUCACCAGGUAGAUGGACCAUAUGGAAUUGAUAGAAAGGACUGGCAGAAUCCGAGACCAGGAAGAAGAGACGGUGGAAGAAGAUUGGAAAAAAGUUUAAAAUUUAUUUAUAGAAACAUUGUUAAAAUUAAUGAGUGUUAGAAAAAUGUUGGAAUGAAAUUACACGGCUUUAGUAGAAAUGUUAUAAGGAGUUAAGUACAAAUAAGUUUCAGGGUAUUAAUGGUAAGAUAAGGUUAAAAUAAACUAUGACAAUUAUAUGACAGAAAAUAGUGAAAGAUGGAAAGGAUUUGCUGAAAUAAUUAAUAAUUAGAACACAAAAAAGGGAGGUGGGAGGAGGUCGAUGAAACAAGUUAAUGAAAGACAAAGAUAUGGAAAUAUUGGAUGUGUUUUUAAUUGUUUUUGCUUUUGUUUUGAUGUAUUGUGUUUUUUGUUUUUUCAUUUGUUAUGUAUAGCAAUGUAUUGAUUUGUAUUUUUAUUUUUUCUCUUUUUUAUUUUUCUGUAAUCUUUAAACUUUUAAUAAAUAUUAUUUUUUUAAAAAAGAGAAAGGUUGUGUGGUGGUUUAAUGGAAAGACUUCGGCCAGUCCUGACUCUUGAAUCCCUGAUUCGCCUAGGCAUCAGCAGUGCCCAUUGUGAUCCACUUUUUAAUGUGUGGCAGGUCUCCAAAACUGUAAUAAACCACUCUCUUUUGAGCACACGUAGCCUAUCACUUAAAAUUACUUGCUUAAACUGUAUACUAAAGCAUGCAGAAGGUAGAUUCCCAUCUUUUACCCAUCUGUGAGGUAUGAGCUCUUGAGCCAGGAUUGGGGAAAACAAAGCAUGGCACCUAAGGCAGACAUGGCUGGCCUCCCGCCUGUAACCAUUUCAACCAUGGAAAUAGCAGAAAUAGCUGCCUGAAGUGAGCUAGGGUUGUCUUAGAUCAGGCAUGGGCAAACUCUGCCCUCCAGAUAUUUUGGGACUACAACUCCCAUCAUCCCUAGCUAACAGGACCAGUGGUCAAGGAUGAUGGGAAUUGUAGUCCCAAAACAUCUGGAGGGCCGAGUUUGCCCAUGCCUGUCUUAGAUUAUAUAGUGACCCUACAGUGAAAUAUCUCGUGGACACUACUAAUUAACAUUAUCUUUGUUAUUUAUUCUUCCAGAAACCUGUGUUUUGGGAGGCAGAGUUGUUCAAAAUACCUUCUUGGCACCACCAACACUGGAUUUUUGUGCUGUUGGAACUUGCUGAGCUGUACAUGUAAGACCAUUUUAUCACCUUUUCUUCCUUCUUUCCUUCCUUCUGUUCUUUCUUUGAUUAAAAAUUGGUCAUUCUGAGAGAACCCAAGGAGGCAAAUUGCUUUAUAUUUCAGCUUAACACCAAAUACUUUUAGUUUUUAUUUAUCCAGUCGUUGGAACCGUAUCGCAUAAAAUUAUACGGCAGGUAUUGUUGCUGAAUCCCCAACCAACCUCCGCUCCCCAAUUCAGAUCCUCCCCUUUGAAAGUUCUCUUAGCUGCAUUCAUGGUUUGAAUUAAUUGCAGUUCUGUCUUCCUUGGGAGUCUGUGGUUCUCCGUCAUAAUCUGGUUAUUUUGAUUUUCAGUGGAAUGGAGUGCCCAAUUAAAUGUCAUUGUUCUGCAGCCAGAUUGUCUGUCUGAGAACAUCGUCGCGGUUUCAUCCCACUCGGAAUACUCAGAUGGUGAGCAUAAAGACCUCUUUCAUUUUUGUUAAGGAUCACUGGCCAAAACUGCAGAACCCUACUGCCCAGGAAAAUAUUUUGCUUCCUUGGACUUGAAAGCCACUUAAAAUAACUCUUUAAAAUAGGCCGCUCUUGUCUACAUGGAAACUAUAUCAUGGUUUGGAUCUUAAGACAAGAAAGUUUGCUGAUGGAAUGUUUCUCAUCCCCCUUGUACUCAAACCUAGCUUUCAGGCUUCCCCAUAAGCCUCUGGUUUUCCUCUGUGAGAACAGAAUCCUGGACCAAGUGGGCUGUUCUUUUCCCCCACAACUGCAUCCCCAAAAUGCCCAUCUAUAAGAUUGCUGGUACUUCUGAACCAGGCUGGAGCCUGGUGGGAUUGCUGGGUGAGAGGACAACAAUUGGUUGGCCUGAACUUCCUUGUGUCUGCACCCAAACCCCUUUUAUCUAGAGCAGGCAUCCCCAAACUCUGCCCUCCAGCUGUUUUGGGACUACAAUUCCCAUCAUCCCUGACCCUGACCACUGGUGUUGUUAGCUAGGGAUGGUGGGAGUUGUAGUCCCAAAACAGCUGAAGGGCUGAGUUUGGGGGCGCCUGAUCUAGAGCAAGGUAGACUUUCCAUUACCGAAGUAGGGCAAUCUGUCUAGCAGACCUUUGGGAUACCAUGUCGCUUAGAGUCUUGCCCUGAGAUCUGUUUUCUGGGUUGUAGAUUUUCAUUAUAAGAAAGCUAUUUUAAUGAAAAAGGCCCCCUGACAGUCUUGGCACCGCAGAGCCUUUUAAUAACUCUCACCCCCUACUGGGCUAGAUCAGGUGAGCGAUAAUAUCUUGUUCACAUUCCUUGUUUUCUGCACGUGGGGUGGUUGUUGUCAGGGAGUUUAAAGUCUAUGGCGGGGGGAAAACCUAUUUCCAUUUCAGGAGUUCCUUUUUACUGUUCUUUAUCCUGCAAUGUGUGAUACUCUACAGCUGGGUUGGGCAGCCCAUGGUCCUGCAGAUGUUGCCAGACUACAAUUCCCAUCAUGCCCAGCAUUUAGCCACACUGCCUAGGGCUGAUGGGAGUUCCCCAUCCCUGCCCUGUAGCCUAUUUCUCACUGAGGUGGUACAGUCCAGUGACAGGUUUACUAACUGACUGAGAACUAGGCCUAUCAUGCUGUAUCUUGAUCCAUACUAUUCUUUGUUGUUGGAACUCUGUAGACAGUGGACUGGUUUAUUUAGACUUCGUUGAUAGGUUCCCAUAUAAGUACCAGGAGCUAUACUGAAUGUAUGGGUUUCUUUAUCAUUUUGUGAUCAUGCAUUGACUUCAGACCUCAGAAAAGCAACGCGGAAAGCGGUUCUUAAAGACUAAAAUUCUCUUUUUCUUCUUUUUCUUCCCCUCAGUAUUUGUAUUCAAACCCUGUGAACCGCAGCCUUUGUGUAUCCACAGAAAGGUCUGCAGAGGCCAAGUCCGGUGUGCUGUCUUUGUUCCAAGAGAUCUACCCGAGUCCAUUCAUUCAGAAAAAUAUCAGUGGCUCAGCCAAUCUCAGUUUUACUUCUUGACUGAAACACUUGUAAGUGUUUAAAUGCGCAUCCGGGACAAUAUUGCAAUGAGUUGUUAAGUGCUCAGAAAGCCAAGUUGUCGUGCUAGUCAUUUCUGUAGCCCUUUUCAGCUCUGCUACCCUUACCUACCAUUAACAUGGUGAGACAGGACGAGAGGUCAUCAUUUAGCCGCAAAGCUCACAGGGGGACCUUGAGUCAGUUGAGAGGUAAACCUGAAUCCCUCACUUCGGAAAUCAAUGUUGUGCCUGAUUUCGGUACAUAUGAAUUGCUCCCUUUCUUGGUAUAAGAAGCUUUCUGGACAAGACUGCUUUAACUCAGAAAUCUUCUGCUUCCUUUUUUUAAUUACAGUGGUACCUCGGGUUAAGUACUUAAUUCGUUCCAGAGGUCCGUUCUUAACCUGAAACUGUUCUUAACCUGAAGCACCACUUUAGCUAAUGGGGCCUCCUGCUGCCGCCGUGCCACCGGAGCCCGAUUUCUGUUCUUAUCCUGAAGCAAAAUUUUUAACCUGAAGCACUAUUUCUGGCUUAGUGGAGUGUGUAACCUGAAGCGUAUGUAACCCGAGGUACCACUGUAGUUCUUACUAGGGGAGAUGGGCAAUAGUUCAGUAGGUAGGGCAAGAGACUCUUAAUCUCAGAGUCGCUGAUUCAAGUCCCACACUGGGCUACAGAUUCCCGCGUUCGGGUUUGGAUUUGAAUUUUGAAUUUGAUAUCCCGCUUUAUCACUACCCGAAGGAGUCUCAAAGCGACUAACAUUCUCCUUUCCCUUCCUCCCCCACAACAAACACUCUGUGAGGUGAGUGGGGCUGAGAGACUUCAGAGAAGUGUGACUGGCCCAAGGUCACGCAGCAGCUGCAUGUGGAGGAGCGGGGACUCAAACCCGGUUCCCCAGAUUACGAGUCCACCGCUCUUAACCACUACAUUGGACUAGAUGACCCUUGGGGUCCCUUCCAACUCAUAUGAUUCUGUUCUAUUCUAGUCUAAAUGUUAGCUAAUCAUGUGAGUUUCAGUUUCAUAAGGGUAAAAUCAGUCAUGUUGACAAAGCUGUCAUACAUUGUUUCUUUUUGAUUCCUUCCUAGAAUAAGAGAGAGAAAUGCCUUGACCACAGGGGUGCCUUUCUUCCACAAUUUUAUACGUACUUCUGUUUAAAACCUUUCGAUCAGCUAAAAAAUUGUCAGGUGAUAGGAUAUAGACUGAUAAUAAUGUCAUUUUUACUUGUAGUCAGUUAAAUCAUGCAGUUUUAUUUGGUCCCAAACAAUACUGUCAAAUACUAAUGAAUAUCCCCAGUGUCCCUUGAAAAGAAAAAAGAAAUCAUUUCAAACAGCAUUAAACCUUUCAUGCUUCAUGUUAUAUCUCUUCUGGAUUUUGUUUUUAAUGAGUAAAUGCUUAUAUUUCUUAAGUGCAUAUGCUACAAAAUAAAUCAUCUGGAUUUUGUGCCAUAUUUUCAGACUCACUGAAAUCCUACCAAAAGAUUGUUUCUCGUAAUAGUGUUUCUUCCUUCUGAAUGUUUAGGAAUUGAUGACAUUUAGCACAAAGACACCAGAAGAGAGACUUACACCUUCCAGCAGACAGGUAAUUGUUCUUUAAAAGAAGUGAACAGGAAUUCUAAAUGAGUCUACAUUCCAUUCUGUGUGGUUUUAUUGAACUGUAUUAAAAAUCGGUUUGACUUAUAUUAAGUUUUGGAUCCAAAGAUCUCCUUCUGGGUGGUGUGCAGUGCAUCAUGGUGGGACUGCAGGGGUAGAAGAUCUACUUUGGAAUAGACCCUUGGGCCCAAUCUACCCAGUCAACUCUGUCAUACUAGAUUCCCAUUUCAAGAGAUUCUUGUCAGUAGCUUAGGGAUAUGCCAGGAAUCUUGCUAGCAUCCAUAAAAUGAUAGGCCUGUGUUCUUAACUUUUUCAAACCUUGGGUGAAAACACAAGUGUUUGGGCCUCUUUUUUAAUUGUACCAUGGUGAUUCUUGGGCUUGCUGAUCAGAAGGCCGGUGGUUUGAAUCCCAGCGACAGGGUGAGCUCCCGUUGCUCUGUCCCAGCUCCUGCCAACCUAGCAGUUCAAAAGCUGCGGCAGGAAGGUAAACAGUGUUUCUGUGUGCUCUGGUUUCCAUCACGGUGUCCCGUUGUGCCAGCAGCGGUUUAGUCAUGCUGGCCACAUGACCCGGAAGGCUGUCUGUGGACAAACGCCGGCUCCCUUGGCCUGAAAGUGAGAUGAGCACCGCAACCCCAUAGUUGCCUUUGACUGGGCUUACCCGUCCAAGAGUCCUUUACACUUUUUACCUAGUUAUUUUUUAAAAAAAAAUAUAUCUGCAUCACACUUGGACUUGGGAGGGGGAAAGUUCUAUCUUUAAACUGCUUUAUCAGUACAGAAAUGCAUGAAAAGCUAAGCUUUUGGCAUUUGCCCAAAUUUAAAUUAUGUCUGCCUAGGCAAGGAUGAAGUGAGCACUUAAUUCUGUUUAUGCUUUACUCAUAAAUAAGAAGCGAGCUGGAAAAAAGAUGCCUGCCUUUCUAAUUUUUACAAUUGCAAAAAUAAAAUAUUUUUGUAAUUACCCCCCAGUAUACAUAAAAAGGUACAACUAGCCCAACAUAAAGCCUUAUAACAGCCAUCUAGAGCCAUACAGUGGGCCAGGAAAUAAAUGGUGGCAGAUCUCAGGCUGCGAAUGGGACAUUUGGCCCCAGCAAUGUUCAGGAGGCCACCAAUUUGACUUCACCCCUGGAGGCGCACUCCACUGUCUUUGGAGACAGACGGGUGCCAACAACAAGGAGCAUAACUAACUUUUGAAUAACAUAUGGCUGGAUCCAACCACUAGUAAUUGCGGGGAGUGGGGGGUGACUCUCAAAAGAAGCUGUUGGGUUUUUCUCUUAGCCUACUUGCUUGCUGUUAAAGUGUGCUGUCAUUGAAUUCAGAGGGAUUCUCAUUACAGCUUUGCCCUCAAGAACUUCUAAUGGUUCUUUAUAUAUCCAAAAAAAGGAGCCAGUCACUGUAAGGAAGCCAUUGGGGACAAACCUGGGAAUCCUGUGCCCCUCCGGAAAUUGUUGGACUCCAAUUCCCAUUAGCCCCAAGCCAAAAGUUGGGGAUUCUAGGGCAGGGGUCUGCAACCUUUAAGACAAAAAGAGCCACUUGGACCCGUUUCCGAAGGAAAAAAAAAACUGGGAACCGCAAAACUCGUCAUUAUAAAAAUAACUUUUUUGUCACUUUUUUAUUAUUUCUUUGUUUGACCCCUCAGAAUUACUCCUCCUCAUAGAAAUAAAUGUUAAAUUAACAAGUUACAUUUUUUUGUGUGUUUGUUCUUCACUCCCUUUCAAAACAGUGACCAGCGUACAUGCCCCUUACAAUGUAGCGGGCGGGCGGGUGGGAAGGUGACGUUGGGACGGUGCGUGACUAACGCACGCACCGCCCCCAUGCGACGUCACAGCCAGUACAGCACCCGCCACAGUGGGGAGUGUCGGGGCGCACAAUGCGCCUCCUCCCCUCGCUAGUAUCCGCCCCGGAGCCGCGGCAAAGGUGUAAAAGAGCCACAUGCGGCUCCGGAGCCGCGGGUUGCAGACCCCUGUUCUAGGGCUUUGCUUGACUUUUCUCCGGUUGCACUUCCCCCUCCUUUAAUUUAAUAACUUUGGACACCAAAGUGGGUGGGAGGCAGGGAUUAAGUACCCUGUUCUGUUCUUUAACUCGGGUCUGUUUUCUCCAUCACCACUUUUUAGUUGGCAGUUGAAGAGAGCUUCUCCAUGACUCCUUUUUACCUGCUACUGGGAAAGCACCAGCAACAGAACAAAGAGGCUACAGAAACUGGGAGACUCCCUGUUCAGAAGAACUUUGCACAAGAAUCGCCUGCCGUCAAAGAAGUAAGAAUAAACAUGUUGCCUGUUCAGGAACAUGCAAAUACUGACUACCAUUUAACAAGCUUUCCUUCUUAUUGUGUCCUUUUUUCCCCCUUUCCUCCCCAGCUUCUUCACACUCCAGCUCAUGUCUUACCGUCUGCCUCUUUCCUGUGCCCCAUUUUUAUCAACUCACUGCUGCUAUCCAAAGCCAAUAAAAGGUAAGAAGCCCUCAGUUUUUUAAACGUUUGUUUUCGAAGGGAGCCGACAAUAAAACUGAACUUUACAGAACAAAAGAAGGUCGCGCACAACAUUUUCCCCUAUCCGCUUACAUUCUGAGGUGGUGGUUCUUCGCGAAGCUGAGUUAAGAGGGCAUUAACACGUUACCAUUGUCAUAGAAACAGAAGCAUUUACACUGAGGUGUCCUUUGAAAAUGACUCUUGCCCUAUAGGAGGCACAUCCACAUUCACAAGAGAUAUGGGUGAGAAGAAAAGGUAUUAAAACAUAAUUCUCCUAUUUGGGAACCUGGUAUGAUGACACAUAUCAGGUGGGCUAGAGAAUCUCAUGUCUGAGGUUGCAUUCAGACCCGGAGCGUUAUUUCAUAAUUUCCUGAUCAUUAACGGUAAUGUGUCAAUUCUUACAUUCCUUUGACACAGCAUAACUUUCUUCCAUUAGAGAACACUGCCUUUUUGAUCAGUAUACUGCCGUGUCACACUAAAUUUUAAACGUUUGGAAAGGACAGUGUGCCAGAACACUGCCUAAAAUUUCAUCAUGGAAUUACAAUGUAAAACUGCAGUUUUCUGGGUCACCAGAAAACUGGGCUACACAUAUUUUUUUCUGGAAACACACAGAAUUUAGCACUAAACUUUGGCUAGAUUCCACUAGUUUUCCAAAAGUGGCUUUUACAUCAUGCGAAAGAUCACAUAAGAUGUAAAUACAGUCGUACCUUGGUUUUCGAACAGCUUAGUUUUUGAAAGUUUUGGCUCCCGAACUCUGCAAACCUGGAAGUGACUGUUCCAGUUUGCAAACUAGUUUUGGAAGCUGAACGUCCGACGGGACUUCUGCAGCUUCUGAUUGGCUGCAGGAGCUUCCUGCAGCCAACCAGAAACCACACUUUGGUUUCCAAAUGUUUUGGAAGUCGAACGGACUUCCAGAACGGAUUCUGUUCGACUUCCAAGGUACGACUGUAAAGGAAACAUUGUGAAAAUGGAAUUAAGUGCUGUCUCAACACAGCCUGAGACUUGUGUGGCUAGGCCCAGCAUGUUCAGCAUAACUAUUUUAUAAAAUACUGAAAGGUUUAGUGUGUAUUAUUAUGAGAGGUUGUGUGUAAAACUGAAUCUUAGCAAAAGCUAGUUUUAAAGGCACCUCCACUGCCUAUACACUUCAGGAACAUUUCUAGGCCUUUCCCGGCCGUGCCUGUUUACGGAGUAUUUUCUUUGUGUUGGGAUGCAUUGAAAAGCUUAAUUCCCUCCUAAUUUGUGUUUCCUGCUGAUCUCCCACUGCUUCAGAUUAUUCUGCGACCCUUAUAAUUCCCAUUCUCUUAUUGGUGACUUGUAUGGAAACUUUUUUCCAAUUUUAAUAAGUCCACGUCCCCCGUCAUACUAAAGCUUACUUAUCAUAUUCAUGAGAAUCUUAAGAAAAGUAUCUACAACCCAGCAAAUAUUCUAGCUCUGAGACUUGUUAUAAAUGUCUCCGUGGUCUCAAAUGCACAUUUCUAUUGAUCCUUCCGUUUGUAUUUUUAUAGCACUAGUGAAGUUGCCAAUGAAGUGGAAAUGGAAAGCGACAACAGCGAGAAUGAAUCGGAGGAGGAGGACACGGAAGUUGCUAAAAUGGACUCAGAGGCACCACAGGCAACAGAUUGUUUGGAGGAAAACAUUCCACCUAAAUUGUCAAAAGAACAAGAAAAAAAUUUGCGCCAGUUAAGAAAAAUGGACUACAGCUGGGCAUCUGUUCUCUAGACACAUAGUAUCGUGGACUACAUGUAUUUAUAUUUCUUACCAAUAAUUCCACAAGAUGUCAUUCUUUCAAAUAAAGGAUUGCGAUUUUCCAGGAUGCUUCUUCACUUCUUGGAAUAAAUUGUAACAAGUG
This is a messenger RNA of Podarcis lilfordi (Lilford's wall lizard), 34954 nucleotides long. The record is from the annotation of a GenBank genome assembly. Lineage: Eukaryota; Metazoa; Chordata; Lepidosauria; Squamata; Lacertidae.